AUGGUUGCCACAGCGAAGGCGGUGGUCUGUCUGUCCCUCUGGUUGAUCGUCUGUCAGGUCCGAGGCUCCUACAUCCCUCCGAAGAUGAACAGGACCAUCCAUAACCUCCUGCAGCACUAUAAGAUUCCACCGAGAGAGAGAUUUGACGGGAAGCCGGUCUUCUCCAGACAUCCACUUGCCGGCAAAAUGGAGGCAAAGAGGGUGUUUAUGGGUGGUGUUUUGGAGAUCUACGAAAAGCUGCUUGGCCAGAUGUUGAAGGACCUGCCCACCCCGACUCCCCAGACGGCCGGGAGCAACGAGAUUCCCGCCGCUGCCGUCACCGCCAGUGGUGGUGAGGUGGGAAUGGGCGAAGACGUCAGGACGGAGCUGAGCUACAUCCUGAACAAGGUCCAGGAGCUGAGGAAACACCGUUACCAGGAGCAGGAGAAGCUUCUGCACGAACUGAGGGCUCUCAAACACAUCCAGAUGGAUAACCUUAAAGUCCAGAGCAAAGCAUUGUGGGAGCUGCCGCGGCUGUACGAGGAGGCGAGCUCAUUAUAUGACAUCAAGAUAGAGAGGAGGCAACGCCGGCGGCGGCAAACACGAAGGGUCAAAACCCAUCUGAGUGCCUAA
Molecule: messenger RNA, 612 nt
Organism: Anarrhichthys ocellatus (wolf-eel)
Lineage: Eukaryota; Metazoa; Chordata; Actinopteri; Perciformes; Anarhichadidae
Product: interferon gamma-like
Exons: 4
Coding region: 1-612 (203 amino acids)
Biological process (GO): immune response
Cellular component (GO): extracellular region
Molecular function (GO): type II interferon receptor binding
Source: RefSeq, a predicted model, not a curated record